Messenger RNA from Pleurotus ostreatus (oyster mushroom), 273 nucleotides. RefSeq lists its product as uncharacterized. The record is from RefSeq and is a predicted model, not a curated record. The transcript has 2 exons. The coding region runs from base 1 to 273 and encodes 90 amino acids. NCBI's taxonomy places the organism in Eukaryota, Fungi, Basidiomycota, Agaricomycetes, Agaricales, Pleurotaceae.
AUGGUCUGGAUAAGCAACCGAUCUAGCGAGACCAUCAAGGUCGUUGUCACCAGUCCCGGGGGUGAUCCCGGCACCUACGAGAUCACUCCCGAGCCUCUGCUCGUCGAGUCGUGGAGACAGAACUACUGGACGCGCAAAACCCCCGAAACAGCUACGGUCACCUUCGAGAAAAGGGGGGUGCAGUUCCAGACUGCGGUGAAUCCGACGGAUGUUCUCCUCGUCUACAACGACACGUACAUCGUGCAGCCCUCAACCAAGGUUGAGUUCUACUAA